This is a messenger RNA of Penaeus monodon (black tiger shrimp), 1022 nucleotides long. Its product is annotated as probable glutamate receptor. Lineage: Eukaryota; Metazoa; Arthropoda; Malacostraca; Decapoda; Penaeidae. Gene Ontology annotation, cellular component: membrane. The record is from RefSeq and is a predicted model, not a curated record. Gene Ontology annotation, molecular function: glutamate-gated receptor activity.
UUUCCAGAUACAUGGUUGUCAUGAAGCGGCCUUCAUUCAGUGACUUUCAGUGGAAGACAUACAUCCAAGAAUUCCAUGGACAUGUGUGGUUACUGCUGCUGUUAUCAAUCGUGGCCAUGAUUCUGGUGUUCUAUGUUAUCACGGCACUCCUACCCAUAGAAGAGAAUAUUUCGCUAUCAGAGUCCUUUACUCUUGUUAGUGGAUGUAUUGUAGGUCAAGGCAGCUGGCUGAACUUCCGUACGGUGGGAGCGCGGAUCGCUUUCCUGACGGCAAUGAUCUCGGGCGUCCUCCUCAUGGCCCACUAUACCAGUUACCUCGUCUCUGCACUAGCGGCGGGACCCUCCCUGCCACACUACAUUACACUGAAUAAGGUUUACCAGUUGGGGAUUCCUACGGGUUGGACCGACGGAACGGCGAUGUCUGAGUAUAUAAGACUAUCCAGCGACGACACCCAUCGUAAGCUGUGGAAAUCUAUCGAACAAAACAAAAGAAGGUCGCUAGUAAAGGAUCCAACAGAAGGCUUGCGUCGGGUUCUCCAAGAAACAUAUUUGUUUAUAGAAACGGAAUCCGUUCUCCUUCGGUAUAAGCAUGACUGUCAGUAUCAUUCCAUUCCUCUCUUGGGAUUUAACCAACUUUCGUCAUUCACCGUCCGGAAAGAUUCACCUCUGGUUCCUAUCUUCAAUAAGAUAAUCGUCGACAUACAGGCAAGUGGUUUGCUUAGUCGUUGGUGGAAAGAUUUAAUGACAAAGACAACACCUGCUUGCCAGUCACUUGAAGGAUCCAGCAUAGGCUUACCGACGGUGUUCAGUAUCUUUGCAGUAAUGUGUAUAGGCCUAGUUUUGUCCUUUCUCAUCAUGCUUGUGGAACGUUUUAACAACAGAAAAAACAACGUAACCGAAACCACUAAAAUAGCAUUCUCUUAGAGAUGAAACGAGUAUAAAUAUGUAUUGGUGUUUCAGAAUACUGAGUUUCAUGCCUGGACAGAAUAACACGUACUUUAUAAUAAAUGCUAUCUAGUCUCA